AUAACCUUCUGCUAAGUGAUGAGCUUGUCACCAAUGGCUUUCAUUCCUGUGAAAGUGAUGAGGAUGACAGGGCUUCGCAUGCCAGCUCUAGUGACUGGACGCCAAGGCCGCGGAUAGGUCCAUAUACUUUUGUUCAGCAACAUCUCAUGAUUGGCACAGAUCCUCGAACAAUUCUCAAAGAUUUACUACCGGAAACAAUUCCUCCACCUGAACUGGAUGACAUGACAUUGUGGCAGAUUGUCAUUAACAUCCUUUCAGAACCACCAAAAAGGAAAAAAAGAAAAGAUAUUAAUACAAUUGAAGACGCUGUGAAAUUACUUCAAGAGUGCAAAAAAAUAAUAGUUCUGACUGGAGCCGGGGUCUCUGUCUCGUGUGGAAUACCUGACUUCAGGUCAAGAGAUGGCAUUUAUGCUCGCCUUGCUGUAGACUUCCCAGACCUUCCUGAUCCUCAAGCAAUGUUUGAUAUUGAAUAUUUCAGGAAAGAUCCAAGACCAUUCUUCAAGUUUGCAAAGGAAAUAUAUCCUGGACAGUUCCAGCCGUCUCUCUGUCAUCAAUUCAUAGCCUUAUCCGAUAAGGAAGGAAAACUACUUCGCAACUAUACUCAGAAUAUAGAUACCUUGGAACAAGUUGCAGGAAUCCAAAGGAUAAUUCAAUGUCAUGGUUCCUUUGCGACAGCGUCCUGCCUAAUUUGUAAAUACAAGGUUGACUGUGAAGCGGUGCGAGGAGACAUUUUCAAUCAGGUGGUCCCUCGGUGUCCCCGGUGCCCCCCAGAUGAGCCACUUGCUAUCAUGAAGCCAGAGAUUGUCUUUUUCGGUGAAAAUUUACCGGAGCAGUUUCACAGAGCCAUGAAGUAUGACAAAGACGAAGUUGACCUCCUCAUCGUCAUUGGGUCUUCCCUGAAAGUGAGACCAGUAGCACUAAUUCCAAGUUCCAUACCCCAUGAAGUGCCUCAGAUAUUGAUUAAUCGGGAGCCUCUGCCUCAUCUGCAUUUUGAUGUAGAACUUCUUGGAGACUGUGAUGUCAUAAUUAAUGAGUUGUGUCACAGGUUAGGUGGUGAAUAUGCCAAACUUUGUUGCAACCCUGUAAAGCUUUCAGAAAUUACUGAGAAACCUCCGCGAACACAGAAAGAGUUGGUUCACUUGUCAGAGUUCCCACCAACACCACUGCAUAUCUCAGAAGACUCCAGCUCCCCAGAAAGAGCGUCACCGGAUUCUUCAGUGGUUGCCACUCUUCUGGAGCAGGCAGCUAAGAGCAGCGCGGAUGGUGUGGACGCGUCUGAAUCAAAAGACUAUGCAGAAGAAAAGCCGCAGGAAGUACAGACUUCUACUAGACGUGCUGAGAGUGUUAGUGUGGAAAGUCCAGAUUUGAAGGACACUGGUUCCAAUACUGCAGAGAAAAGUGGAAGAACUUCAGUUGCUGAAACAGUGAGAAAGUGCUGGCCCAACAGACUUGCAAAGGAGCAGAUUAGUAAACGGCUUGACGGAAAUCAGUAUCUGUUUUUACCACCGAAUCGUUACAUUUUCCAUGGCGCCGAGGUGUAUUCAGACUCUGAAGACGACGUGUUAUCUUCCAGUUCUUGUGGCAGCAACAGUGAUAGUGGCACGUGCCAGAGUCCCAGCUUGGAAGAACCCCUGGAGGAUGAAAGUGAGAUUGAAGAGUUCUACAACGGCUUGGAAGACGAUCCCGAGGUUCCGGAGAUUGCGGGGGGAACUGGAUUUGGGGCUGAUGGAGGUGAUCAUGAGGCAGUUAAUGACACUAUCUCCACGAAACAGGAAGUAACAGACAUGAACUGUCCAUCAAACAAAUCAUAAUGUAAUGUCCAGGUACAAGAAUUGUUCCACCAGCAUUAGGAACUUUAGCAUGUCAAAAUGAAUGUUUACUUGUGAACUCCAUAGAGUAAGGAUACCAGAAAGGUGUGAUAUUUAUAGACUGGUAAAAUACCUUUUUUUCAUGGAUAGUUUUUUAACUUCCAUUAUUUCUGUAUUUGUAUACUCAACACUAACUUUUUUUUAAAGAAAGGUACUAAGUAUCUUUAAUCAGCUGUUGGUCAGGAUUUUGAUUUUCUUUAAAGGCUAACUGUAUUACCCAUAUGUAUAUAUGAUUUUGUUCUUGCUUAGUGAGUUUCAACAUUUUAAAGUUAUCAAAAAGCCAUUGGAAUGUUAAAUUAAUGUAAAGGGAACAGCUUAUCUAGACCAAAGAAUGGUAUUUUCACUUUUCUUUGUUAACUUUGAAGGUCUGAAGUCCUCAAAAUCUCUGUUCUGCUGAACUUUUGAUUCUGUAGCACAAUUACCUAUUUUUAAACACUGGCAUUUUCCAGAAAACCUCGUGGCAGCUAGCUGUUUACAGUCACAGCCGAUGGCACGCAGCGUGAGGGAGGGAGUCAGCAGUGUCUGGGAGCGCACGGUCAUCUUUUCUAGAGUGGGACUUGGUGCUAAGAGCUUCAAGAGCGCUGUGUGUGUCGCUCAGGUGAAGAGGGUCUUUGUGCUUCCUGCAGACAACAGUAGUUAAUGUCUCUAUCGGCUCCUAAAGCUAACCUGAAAGAUCAACGCUUUGGAAAUGUUUCAGUUGCUUUAGAAACAAUAGUGCCUGCCUGUACCCCCUUAGUUUUGAAAUAUUUGCCAUUGUUUACCUAUCACUGUGGUAGAGCUUGCAUUGGUCCUUUCCCACAAGUAUUAAACUGCCAAGAUGUGAAUAUGCAAAUCCUUUCUGAGUCUGUAAUAAUGGUCCUGUUAGUGGGGAGUGUGUAAUAUUUUGGACUGCUGUUUUUCCAUAAGUGGAGAGCAACAGACCCCUGAUUACAGUUCCAAAGUAAAAAGAUAUUAAUUAUUACUCAGCCAGAAAGUACACGUCUCCUGAUGGGAGGAUUUGGUGUAAUGAAUACCAAACUGUUAGCCUAGUAUUAUGGAGAGGAACGUGAUGUAACCUGUAAUAGCAGAAUAGUUAAUGAAGCUAGUUCUUACAAUGUACCUUUAUUUAAAAGCUUAGCCUGCCUUAAAACUAGCGAUCAAUUUUCUCAACUGCAGAAGCUUCUAGCAUUUCAAAAAAAGUUCAUACUUUGUAAAAUUGCACAGUAAACAUUUAUUUUCCAAGCUUUUUUUUUUUUUUAACAUUACCUCCCAAAUUAUAAAGUAUUCCUGUGUUGGUUUAGUAUUUAUUACAAUAAAAAGGGUUUGAAAUAUAGCUGUUCUUUAUGCAUACAAUGUCCAGCUAGACCGUGACUGCCCACAGAGAACACUGUUCCGAAGGCCGAUUCUCUGCCUAGGGGAGGCUCCAUGUGAAUCCACGGGCACACUGAAGAACGCAGCGUCCUGUCUCCAUUGCAUGAUCGUCUGUGCGAUAGAUGAUAUUUUACAUUGAAAAGUUCGUUUUAAAUUAUUUUUACAGUGAAGACUGUUUUCAGCUCUUUUUAUAUUGUACAUAGUCUUUUAUGUAAUCUACUGGCAUAUGUUUUGUAGACUGUUUAAUGACUGGAUAUCUUCCUCCAACUUUUGAAAUACAGAACCAGUGUUUUAUACUUGUACACUGUUUUCAAGUCUAUUAAAAUUGUCAUUUGACUUUUUUCUGGUAA
Messenger RNA from Chinchilla lanigera (long-tailed chinchilla), 3568 nucleotides. It is a transcript of the gene Sirt1, whose product is annotated as sirtuin 1. Gene Ontology annotation, molecular function: NAD+ binding. The record is from RefSeq and is a predicted model, not a curated record. Lineage: Eukaryota; Metazoa; Chordata; Mammalia; Rodentia; Chinchillidae.